Molecule: messenger RNA, 4746 nt
Organism: Synchiropus splendidus (mandarinfish)
Lineage: Eukaryota; Metazoa; Chordata; Actinopteri; Syngnathiformes; Callionymidae
Gene: ca5a
Product: carbonic anhydrase Va
Exons: 8
Coding region: 295-1242 (315 amino acids)
Cellular component (GO): cytoplasm; mitochondrion
Molecular function (GO): zinc ion binding; carbonate dehydratase activity
Source: RefSeq, a predicted model, not a curated record
GACCAUCUGCAAAACAAACACCUCAGUCGCAGAGGUGUCCUCGAGCCUUCAGGUGCACUCACGUCAGCGGCCUUUCCCCGGUGAGACCGGGUUUCUGGCGUCUUUUUGUGACGUGGUGUAACCAGAUACCCCGGGUUUCUCCGCCUCCUGUGGCCAGAGGAGGAAGAGCCCGGGCACGCCAGCGGUGCCUUCAAGUGCUGCCAGCUAACUUUAGCUUCAGCUAACCCAUGUAUCUUUAGCUUAGCGAGCUAAACAGAGUGGAAGUUCAUCUCGUUUACCGUAGGCUCCAUCGAUAUGGUGACCCUGGCGUCCGUGCUGAGACCCCUGGCAGCCCAGCUCCACCGGCAGCUCGUCAAACCCGCUGGGACGCACCGAGUCACCGCGGUCCGGAGGUGCAACCUGUCCGCCUGCUCCAGCAAAUAUGUGCUGUCCCGGAUACAUCCCAUGUGGCAGCAGCCGCUCGCCGUGCCUGGAGGAGAACGCCAGUCUCCCAUCGACAUCGUGGUCCGCAAAAGCGUGUUUGACUCUCAGCUGAAGCCUCUGGUCACAGACUACGACCCCAACACCUGCCAGCAGAUCUGGAACAACGGUUACUCCUUCUUGGUGGAGUAUGACGACACCAGCGACAAGUCCACGCUGAAAGGUGGGCCGCUCCAGGACCGGUUCAGACUGUGCCAGUUCCACUUCCACUGGGGCGAGACCAACGCCUGGGGGUCAGAGCACACGGUGGACCGGCAGCUGUUUCCUGCAGAGCUUCACCUGGUUCACUGGAACUCUGAGAAAUACAAUCUGUUCGAGGAAGCAGUGAUGGAGGAGAACGGCCUGGCUGUGAUCGGAGUCUUCCUCAAGGUCGGGAAGCGACACGAGGGGCUGCAGAAGCUGGUGGACGCGCUGCCUGCCAUCAGACACAAGGGCAGCUUGGUGGAGUUCACCAGGUUCGACCCGGCCUGUCUGCUGCCCAGCAACAUCGACGACUACUGGACCUACCACGGCUCCCUGACCACCCCCCCUCUGACCGAGUCGGUCAGCUGGAUCGUCAUGAAGCAGCACAUCGAAGUCAGCCACGACCAGCUGGCCGUCUUCCGGAGCCUCCUGUUCACGGCGGCGGAGGAGGAGGUGCAGAAGAGCAUGGUCAACAACUUCAGAGUCCAGCAGCCGCUGCGAGGCCGCACCGUCCGCUCCUCCUUCUCACCCUUCCUGCAGGAGGCGCCGUCCACCGAGGAGGGCCAGCACGCCCACUGAGACAGUAACACACACCCUCAGGAGGCGCCUCUGUCAAACAUCUUCACUUUCAUCCUCCUUUUUACGAGUUUCUAUUCUACUGCCGAUCUGUUGCCCAGAGAUUCAACCGCGUCACUUUGAAAUCUGCUGAGCGUUGAUCAGAUUGUUUACAUCGUCCACUGUUACUGCAGAAUGUUACUGUCUUCACCGUCCAACUUAGCACAACUGCCUUCUGUCUGCAAGUCCCAUCCUCCUGCCAGCAGGUGCCUUCAGACGCGCGAGGAAGCUCAUUUAGGCUCUUAUCACAUGAUGCUCUUCAUUCCUGACCUUUUUGUUGCUGCUGUUUGCGUCUGUCCACGAGACGCCUGGGGUUACAGCGCGCCGCUUCUUAGGAAGAUCUCAGCUCCACUUCUGCGAGGCAAAAUCCAGAGAAUCAACACGAGCAGGUUCAAGAAGAGGAGAGAGUUUAGACCGGAUAUAUGGAUGGAAUCAUGGGAAAUUCCACAGUUCUCACACACACAGUAUUUUCUCUGCUUGACCUUUUCCCUGUGAGGUGACAUGACACAAAGUGGGUUGUGCUGAUGAAAGGGUGUUGGGAGUGCUCGUGCACGCCGCGAGUGACGGGGUGAAUGUUAUAAAGCAUGAAAUAUAGGAAGAGAAAAUAUGCAUCUUAAUUCGUGACUAAAUAUGAUGUACAGAUAAUGGGUCCAUUAAGAAAUAUAUCCACAAUAUAUACAGUAUAAUAUAUAUAUAUACAGUAUAUAAAGACAAAUGAAUGAUGAAUCAGUCAAGUCACUUUCAACUCUUAGACACCAAAUGGAAUUGGAAUCUGGGGUGUCAUGUGACUGGCGAGUCUCUGGAAGUCAGAUAAAAUAUUCAGCUCAGAGCGGAAUGAAUGCUGCAAAAGAAAAGUAGUGACUCAUCUCUGCCUUCAUCUGGGACUGCUGAUGUUCGUCGUCUGCCUUCGUGUUUGUUCGCCAGGUGUUUUUGAAAGCUAUGUCAAUGUUUUUAAUCUUCAGAGGAAGCGAAGCAGUUUUAGUCUCUGCAAGUUUUUCUGCAAAAAUCGCUGAAAAAUGGAUUAUUUGUCGGGAAAAACAAAAGUCGCCUUUUAAUUUUCUGAGAAAUAAAACUGAAAAAUCAAAUGUAUUUUGUGCAAUUCCCUUCCAUCGAAAUGGAAUUAAAAUAAAAAUGGAUUCAUAUUUUUUGAAUGAAUGAACGUUUGUUUCAGUCUCCACCAACACGUCCUGAUCACAUGACAGUUCAGCAGAUGUGUGUGACCAUCGCAUCACUUGACUUCUUGUUCACAUGGACAGUGGUUGUGUGGGAACUAAAAAUAACUUUUUUUUUUUUUUUUUUUUUUUUUUUUUUUUCCCCCCUCUGAGUUAGUAUGAUUUAAAACGCCUGAUAUUUUCCUCUAUAAAAUGAUAUUGUUUUUCUGUGUCAUAGUGUUUUUGACUUCCUGUUCACUUUUCAAGUUUUAUUUUAUUUUAUUUUAUUUUAUAUAUAUCCAAAUUAUUUUAACUGUGACAUAUACUUUCAUUAAAAAUGAAUUACAGUUAAAACACAUUCUUCUCCUGUACAUACAUGAGAGAAAUGCUGUCGAGCGUCCGGAGAGGUGUUUCCUGCGAUCCAAGUUUCUUUCUCGUGUUUAUCUGAUUCCGUGUGUGUGUGUGUGUGUGUGUGUGUGUGUGUAUGUGUGUGUGUGUGUGUGUGUGUGUGUGUGUGUGUGUGUGUGUGUGUGUGUGUGUGUGUGUGUGUGUGUGUGUGUGUGUGUGUGUGAGACUGGGCGUCGCUGGUCCGCCGGCAGGGGGCGCCACCUGACGGUUGCAUGAGAAGGUCCUGCCUGGGACGUGACGUCACGGGCUGUGGCUGUUUCCACCCGUCUGUCCUUCACUCUGAGUAUCUUUGUUGGUGGAAAGUGAUUUUCAUCUGUUGCAAGUGUUUCUGCCUCUUCAGUGCAGCCGUUUGUUUGCUCAGAGAGUCGCUGGCAUUCCUGACCUGCGGGGGCUCCACUGAGGCUCCUCCCAGCAUGCACCUCGCUGGCUCCUUCUGUCGCCUCCAGCUGUGCGUCCAGGAAGCGCUUCCUCCUCUGGGCUUGAGCUGGAGCUGGAGCUCUCACGUGGGCCCAGGGUUCCAUCACAGACCGAAGCCAUGAAGAUGAUGAUGAUGGUGGUCCCGUCCUCACUCCUGUCAGAGGUCAGACGAUCCAGAGAACUGACGGUGGCGGAACCCAGCAGGCAGAGGAGAGCUCUGCCUCCUGGCUCAGGUCUGACACCUCCAUCCUCCCCUCACUCGUGAACCAGUCACUUGUUCAUGAGGGAAACUCACGAGAGUCACAGGACGACUCCAUCACGAGGGUGUGGAAGAUGUGAAGUCCAUCUAGCCUCAUCUGAAAAUUCAGAUCAUUCCUCUCUGUUGUGUUGAGCUGAGGGCCCGCGGGGGCGGUGGGGGGACGAUGGAGGAGCGGGCGCACGCGGCGAGGAAACAUGGGUUUGAUAGAAGUGGUUUCUGAGAAGGCCCAUUGUUGUGGAAAGAUCCUCUAAACUGGAGACAGGAACCCUCGGCCUGCUUUGAAGCCCCCGACUCUGAGGGGAUGUUUGGUGGCCCCCGCCCAGACGGCAGGGGGCCCCAGGGGCCCGCUUAUUUACUCUGCCUGUUGCCACAGCUGGGCGGGACGCGGGUCCCCGCCCAAAUCAGACCGGAGACGAGGAUUGUGUUCGGGGUCCUCGUGCUUCCCCCGAUUGUGUGGCAGGGCCCCUGAGCUUUGAACCCUCUGUGUUCUCACCUGUGCUUCUGCAGCGGCUCCACGCCGACCCCGGGGCCUUCAACUCCCUGCAGAUGGGCCAUCACCGGGGCCCCCAGUGGCUCCCGGUUUAGAUCAUGUCCUGGCCCGGACCUGACACAGUUCCCGCUGCAGAUAUGAGCCAGUCUGGGCAGUAGAAGAAGGUGCUGGGACCCUCAGGAUUCACCUGGGGUUUGAGCCGGAACACUCGACCGACCAGACCCUGUUGGGGGCUGGAUCUACUCCGGGAUCUGUUCCGGAUCCAGGCCACAUGCCAUGUGAACAGUGGGCUGCAUCCACAGUGGAUCUGUUUGCCGGAUGAUGAGGGUCAGAUCUGGUACUGAGGAUCCGCUACUGAUCACAGAGUCCAUGCCGGACUCCUGUCUGUUACCUGGGAACUUCCUGGUCCCACCUGUGGCUCCUCCCAUUGACACCCACACAUCCCAGCAGCACAGACAGCAGGUCCAGUGAGGCAGUGACCAACGUGUCCAUCAACACAGCCGCUCGCCUCUCAAGCACAUGAUCCCCAGCUGCCAGUGCUCCUUCACCCGCACAGACCACCGAGCUUCUCCCCCAACUGAAACAUAGCGUGGAGCAAUGCCAGGUCAAAACAAAGGCACCGUGAACGAAUGAAUUUCAUCUCUCAGAUUUGAUCAUUUUGUACCGCCAUAUUUUUUAUUUAAAAACAUUGUGUAGUAAACAAAAAAGUGUAAUAUUUAUGUCAUUAUUUCAGUAAAGGUGCG